CCCGGGCGAGUGCGGGGCGAGGGGCCCCGGGGCCAGAGCUGAGCCGGCGGUGGGGGUCCGCGCAGAGCGCAGCCGGCCGGGGAGGGGCCAUGUCCGGCGCGGGCGCAGCGGGGCCCGUCUGCAGCAAGUGACCGAGCGGCGUGGACCGCCGCCUGCCCCCCUCCGCCACCUGGGGCGGCGCGGGCCCGGGUGCCGGGUGCCCGGAGCCCGGGUCGCGCGUAGAUCCGGCGCGAUGCACGUGCGCUCGCUGCGCACCGCGGCGCCCCACAGCUUUGUGGCGUUCUGGGCGCCCCUGUUCCUGCUGCGCUCCGCCCUGGCCGACUUCAGCCUGGACAACGAGGUGCACUCGAGCUUCAUCCACCGGCGCCUCCGCAGCCAGGAGCGGCGGGAGAUGCAGCGCGAGAUCCUCUCCAUCUUGGGUUUGCCCCAUCGCCCGCGCCCCCACCUCCAGGGCAAGCACAACUCGGCGCCCAUGUUCAUGCUGGACCUGUACAAUGCCAUGGCGGUGGAGGAGAGCGGCGGGCCCGACGGCCAGGGCUUCUCCUACCCCCACAAGGCCGUCUUUAGCACCCAGGGCCCCCCUCUGGCCAGCCUGCAAGAUAGCCACUUCCUCACCGACGCCGACAUGGUCAUGAGCUUCGUCAACCUUGUGGAACACGACAAAGAGUUCUUUCACCCGCGCUACCACCAUCGGGAGUUCCGGUUUGAUCUUUCCAAGAUCCCAGAAGGGGAGGCCGUGACUGCAGCCGAGUUCCGGAUCUACAAGGAUUAUGUCCGGGAGCGCUUCGAUAACGAGACGUUCCGCAUCAGCGUGUACCAAGUGCUGCAGGAGCACCUGGCCAGGGAGUCGGACCUGUUCCUGCUUGACAGCCGCACCCUCUGGGCCUCAGAGGAGGGCUGGCUGGUGUUCGACAUCACAGCCACUAGCAACCACUGGGUAGUCAACCCACGACACAAUCUGGGCCUGCAGCUCUCGGUGGAGACCUUGGACGGGCAGAGCGUGAACCCCAAGCUGGCGGGCCUGAUCGGGCGGCACGGCCCCCAGACCAAGCAGCCUUUCAUGGUGGCCUUCUUCAAGGCCACCGAGGUCCACCUUCGCAGCACCCGCUCCACGGGCGGCAAGCAGCGCAGCCAGAACCGCUCCAAGACGCCCAAGAACCAGGAGGCCCUGCGGGUGGCCAAUGUCGCAGAGAACAGCAGCAGCGACCAGAGGCAGGCCUGUAAGAAGCACGAGCUGUACGUCAGCUUCCGCGACCUGGGCUGGCAGGACUGGAUCAUCGCGCCCGAAGGCUAUGCCGCCUACUACUGCGAGGGAGAGUGCGCCUUCCCGCUGAACUCCUACAUGAACGCCACCAACCACGCCAUCGUGCAGACACUGGUCCACUUCAUCAACCCAGAGACGGUGCCCAAGCCUUGCUGUGCACCCACGCAGCUGAACGCCAUCUCCGUCCUCUACUUUGACGACAGCUCCAACGUCAUCCUGAAGAAAUACAGAAAUAUGGUCGUCCGGGCCUGUGGCUGCCACUAGCUCCUCCUGGAAGUCAGACCCUCUGGGGCCGCCUUCUCCUGGAUCCCCGUCUCCCGCCGCCCACGGUCCCCCGCCGCCACGCCUCGGCGACGCUCAGCAGGCCCAGCGCCUCUUUUGAGACCUUCACACCCUCCCCGACUUGAAAAGGGCGGGAGCGUUCAGGAAUUUGAGAGGCUUUGAUCAGUUUUCGUCGGUAUCCCGUGGGCAAGCUCCCACAGGUUGCUGCGGGCAAAACCCAACAGGAAAAAAAAUGUAAAGAAAACGGCCCGGCCACGAUCGCUGGCUGCAAAGUCUCAGCCGUGCACUGACUCGUCCCCGGGGGUUGGGAGCGCCCUUCCGCCAGGCCACCCAGCAGCGGGCAGUGGGCGGCUCGGUGAGGGGUGGGCACACAUGUGUCUGGGCUGAAGGAAAGCUGAGCAGGAAGUCCCUGUAAUAAACGUCACAAUAAAAUGAAUGAAUGAAAAUGGUUAGGAUGUUACAGAUAUAUUUUCCUAAACAGUUUAUCCCCAUUUCUUGGUUUACUCUGAUUUCAUAAACAGAAGCCGCGGCCAGCGGAGGGCGGGAGGCCCCCUCCACCCCAUCCCGUGUUCAGCCUGAGGCCCGCGGUUUGCGCAGACCUGCCCAAACGCAGGAUUGGGCUGGGAGGGGAGACAGCAGAUUUCUGCUCCGAGGAGGGGGCGUGUUGACCUUGAAGGAAAAAUGUGUCCCGUCCUCCAACUGGGUGUGUGAUGGCAAGAAUUCAAAUAGGCCUGUGCAGCCCCAGGAGAUGCUCGCAAUUGGUUUUCCAGCUCUCCCCGGGGUAGGAAAUCAGUGAAAUGGCCGAGAGGAGGGGGCAACAUUCAGAGCAGAACCCGGACUCGACCCUGGACUCGGCCACUGUGGCCCCGUUUCCAGAAGCACCGAGGGAGCCUAGCCCUCGACAGGGGUGGGUGGGCAGGGGACUGUCCAUCCCCCAGGUGGGCCCCUCCGUUGUUCAUUGAUAGCGUCCUGAAGUCUGGGUUCUGACGAGGGCCUCCGUGGCCCCUUCUUCUCAUUUGCAGACCCCUAUUGAGGGCCCUGCAAAUGAUCGGUUCCUUGAAGUAAGGGAAAGAUGGGGUGGUGGGAGGUCUGCUGGGGGCAGGGUGUGCUGGACACGAAUCUCAAAUGAAAGGCUCUAGAAGCUGUUUUGAAAGUGACACCCUAGUCAAGUGUCCUGACUAUAGGUGCCAUUUCUGAGAUGACGCUUGAUGCCAGGCUCCCUUGCCUUGGCCAGCAGUUCCGUCAGUGGUGCGCACCCAGCCUCCAGCCGCACACCAGGCCUUGGGGAGGCCCCGGGCCGUCUGUUGCCUGGGUGAGGCCCGUGGCCCCUGCAAUCCAGUCCGGUGGGGAACUGUUUCUCCCCCUUGAUUAAGUUGGUUCCUGGAAACACUGGGCCCUGCUUUCAUUUUCUUUUAUCUUUUUCUUCUGUAGUAGCUUGGGCUGCAGCCUUUGCCUGGUCCACGAGGAAGUGUCGCGGUUUCUGUUAUAUUUCGUUUUGUCUGUUGGCAGAUCUGGGGAUUUUUGUGUGAUUCCCUCUUGGUGCGAGUUUUUUCACCACGCAGGCCCCAACUAGCCUCUGGUUAGCAUCAUUUGUACAUUGAAACAUGUAAAUAGUUGUUACAAAACAGAGAAAUUAUUUAUGUCCAUCUGAAGCUGUUAGGGCCUCCUCAACCCCGUGUCCAGGACGAUGAGCUCGCUUCCUCCAAUCUGUUGUUUUCUUAUUUAAGACUAUUUAUUAACGGUCGGACCCAUGUACCUUCAACUGUUGCCUAGAGCCGUCCUCAGCACAAAUUCUGUAUAAAUAGACAAAGGGUUUUGACUUCGCAAUAAAAGGAGACAUUUGGUUCUGGUUCUUGGGCC
Molecule: messenger RNA, 3406 nt
Organism: Equus quagga
Lineage: Eukaryota; Metazoa; Chordata; Mammalia; Perissodactyla; Equidae
Gene: BMP7
Product: bone morphogenetic protein 7
Exons: 7
Coding region: 233-1528 (431 amino acids)
Biological process (GO): SMAD protein signal transduction
Cellular component (GO): extracellular region
Molecular function (GO): growth factor activity; cytokine activity
Source: RefSeq, a predicted model, not a curated record